Salvelinus namaycush (lake trout) is the source of this 2497-nucleotide messenger RNA. RefSeq names its product protein regulator of cytokinesis 1-like. Gene Ontology annotation, cellular component: mitotic spindle midzone; cytoplasm; spindle. NCBI's taxonomy places the organism in Eukaryota, Metazoa, Chordata, Actinopteri, Salmoniformes, Salmonidae. Gene Ontology annotation, biological process: microtubule cytoskeleton organization; mitotic spindle midzone assembly. The record is from RefSeq and is a predicted model, not a curated record. Bases 95 to 1840 code for a protein of 581 amino acids. The transcript has 14 exons. Gene Ontology annotation, molecular function: microtubule binding.
UAUAAUGAUAAUUCAAACCAGCCAGCCACACGUCUUUUUAAUUUAAUGUAAAACAUUUAUAUUCGUCAAUAGCUACCUAGUUUUCGGGGCAGCAAUGUCAAGCCGGAGGAGUGAAGCCCUGGCUUUCUCGCUAGUGACUGGUAUAAACCAUGCCAUGGCCAGGCUGGUGGACAUCUGGGAUAGCAUGGGCAUUAUGGAGGAGCAGAGGGUAGAGCGGAUGGAGACGGUGAAGAAACACAUUGAGGGCCUUUUGAAUGACAUGAUCACUGAGGAGGAAGCUUUGAAGCACCGCAUCCGAACCAAUAUCAUCACUUUUGAAAAACAGUUGGAUACCUUGUGUCUGGAAAUGUCAAUGGAUCCAUACAAAUUGGAGGAGGGUCUGACAGUCCUCCAGAUCGAGAAGAACCUGCGUCUGCGUAUGGAGGUUCUGACCAAGGAGAAGGGGGACCGUUUGAAGGAGCUACACGGACUGCAGCAGCAGGAUAAGGAACUGUGCUUGGAGCUGUGCGUCACUCCCUAUUAUGUUCCCACAGGCAGCAUGCCCUCACGCACUCAGCUGCAGGAGCUCCGGGAGCACCUCAAGACCCUCAGUGAAGAAAAGAAGAGUCGUGCAAAGGUGUUCUCGGGGCUGCGUGAGGACAUCAGGAAGCUCAUGGAGGACAUGGGUCAUAAACCAGAAACCAGUCUGGAGAAGGAGUCGGUGUGUCACGGCGAGGAGAUAUUCCUGCUCACGCAUGAAAACAUCAAAGCCCUCCAACUGCUGUUGUCCCAGAUGAAGGUCAAGAAGGAAUCCCUGAUGAAUACUCUGGCUGAGCUGAAAGAACGAGCUAUGUGCCUGUGGAAUCGUCUGGAAGCGCUGGAGCAAGAUCGCACUGCGUUCCAGGAGAGUGUGCAGGGUACCCUUUCUGACCAAAUCACACAGUGGCAGGGGGAGGUUGACUGUCUGACAGUCCUGCAGAAAGCCAUGUUGGAGGAUGUGAUUGACAAGGUCCGACAGGAACUAGUGGCUCUCUGGGACAAGUGCAACCAGGGCCCUGAGCAGCGUGAACCCUUCAACGCCCACAUCUGUGACGAUGACUUCACAGAGGAAUUGUUGGCACUACAUGACGCUGAGCUAUUGAAGGUGAAGAAUUACUAUGACCAGGCUAAACCCUUACUGGAGGUUCUGCAGAAAUGGGAGAAGUACUGGGCCCUCUUCCAGGACUUUGAGAAAAAGGCCAAUGAUCCAAACCGCUUCUCCAACAGAGGAGGAGCCCUUCUCAAAGAGGCCAAAGAGAAGGUCAAAGUUCAGAAGAUGUUGCCAAAGUUGGAGGAAGAGCUGAGGACUGGUGUUGAGAGCUGGGAGAAGGACCAGGGUUCUGCCUUCCUGGUCCAGGGCCAGAGAGUCAUGACCUACAUCUCCAGCCAAUGGGAGGAGCACAAACAGCAGAGGGGCAAGGAGAAGAGUGAACGUGCCAUUACAUCAAAGAAGGGGGAAAUGACAACUCUCUUCAAAACUCCCACGAAGAGGGCCCAUGGCGGGAUGAACACCCUCACCCCCAACAAGAUCAGGAAGCAGACUCCUGCCCAGCCUAUCAUGGUGCGCUCCGUCAGCUGCAGCUCAUCCAGCACCUUCAUCAGUGUGCCUAGCAGCAAGCCUCCUCUCUCCCAGGUUCAGAUGCAGAAAACCAAGUCCCUUGAGAGAAGCAACAGCAGCAGUAGACAGAGAACACCCCUGCAGGAGUACAACGGUACAGAGGGGAAAAAACCUGUUGACAUCAGCUACUCUGACUUCACUGGUGACCUGUUCAAAAAGCCAAAUGAUGCAGUUUUCAAUUCGACAGCAAAGGACCUUUUCUGAUUUUUCUCAUGAUGGUCCCCACGUUUUGUGUGGACAAUUCACCCCGCACAGGUUGUGGUGUGUCCACUUGGCACUCCUCUCGUGUAUAUAUGGCCGGUGUUUGUAAUGGUCAGUGAGCAUUUCAGGUAAUGCAAGUCUUUGUUAUCUUGAUGUAAAUCAUUUUUUGUAGUUGGUGUUGCUCUUACUUUGAAAUGUGACCAAUUUUGCCUUUUUGUAUAGUAAUGCUUAUUUUAGACACCCUGUAUGGAAGUGAAUAGGUCUAAAGGGACUGUAUGUGUCAGGUGUGGAUGAAACAUCAUAAAGCCAUGUUUUCCAGUUAUUAAUACUGUGCAGUCCAGGGAAGUGAAUCACAAGUUUAAUACGGUAGAGCCCCUUAGAUGUUACAUGCAGUACUUUUGAGAUUCCUUUUGAUAUUUGACUUGUUUAUAAAUGGCCAGGCUCCACCAGAGGAAGCAUCCUGUUCUGAUACAGACCUUCCAGCAGAACUACAUGCAGCUCUUUCUGUAUGUAAAUAUUGCUCUCUUGAAAAUAUACUUUUCUUAUUGCACAUGCGUUCUUGACAAUGUGUUUUGUCUUGACGUGUGCCUUGUCUUGUCAACAUGUGCCUGUUUAUUUUAUAUUUUGACUUAAUUAAUAAAUAUAUAUAUUUCAAUAUGA